Molecule: messenger RNA, 5480 nt
Organism: Mytilus trossulus (common blue mussel)
Lineage: Eukaryota; Metazoa; Mollusca; Bivalvia; Mytilida; Mytilidae
Exons: 19
Coding region: 737-3757 (1006 amino acids)
Source: RefSeq, a predicted model, not a curated record
ACAGACCGGAUUGAAUAAAACACGCCCCAAGAUUUGCUCGAAGAUGGUGCCCUUCCUAUGUAUCCGAGGGGGACUUCUGCACAAUAUUACAACUAAUUUAAUGUUCUAUGAGGGUCCACACAUGUCAAGAUAGACUAAUACAUGUAUAGACAAACAAGGAAUGCAGGAUAUAACUACCGACCGAAAUUACAUUGUAUGUAUGUAUGUAUGUACUGGUAAAUGCCUCCGAUAUCCGAAGAACCCCUCGAAAGCUGCGAGGGUACAGUGGCAUCCAUGUACACUCCCUAACGGGAUUAAUGGAGAUGUGUCACUAACGUAUAUUUAUACGACAAUUAUUUUUACAAGGACAAACAAUCCCCACCCAAUUCAACACAAAGGGAGUGCUAGGACACCGGGAAGUCUGUUAUUGUGGUGGAGGAAGCCGAAGUACUCGGAGAGAACCACCGGGCCACUCGGUGGAAACAGACAAACCAGAGAGAUAUCAGAAGAUUGAUCUCCAGGUCAAAGUAGGGACACUUUGACCAACCGAGGCCCCCAACGUACCCAUUCUAGUUUAAACUCCGGUCUGGGUACCAGAGAUGUGUGUGAGAGGGUGAAAAUUACCCUUCUAAUGUACUGAUAUUUUAAGCACCCCGAGUGAGAAUCGAACUCGGGACCUUCAGCACUGUAGCCAUCUGUCUUAACCACUAGACCACGAACUCACACUUGUUAGGCUAUAAAUUGUACAUGUACAGUCAUGACAGUGACAAAUGACAACAGUGUGAAUGUGAAAAAUUGUGACCUCUGCACACCUUCCAACAGCAACUUUCAUGUCAAUGGUCAUGCAGAAGAAAGUUAUAGAAAUAGCCUCCAAGAAAAGAAAUCAUCAGAAAUUCACAUAAAAAGGAACCCCCCUGAAAGAAGAGACAAUUUUGAAACGAAAUCAAUUAAUGUUCAAAAGAUUGAUGAAACUCAUCAACAAAGGACAAACUUAACAAAAACCUUUCUAUGUUGUCCCAAAGAUACAUCAGAGCAAGGAGAGAAAUUUACUAAAGGCGACUUUUCAAAGUUAAUGCUGGAUAUAAGCAAUAUUCAUCUAGAUAUUUUGAAAUAUAUUCAAAAUUGUUCAAAAACCAUUAAAUUAAUGCCAAAAAUAGGAGAUCCCUUGGAUAGUUGUGAGGACUACAAUGAUGAAACUAGGAGUUUGACUGAGGAGCAAAGAACAUCACUCACAAAAUAUUUAUGUGACAAUUUUAAACAAAUCACCUUGCAACACCCUGAUGUACCAAGUCUAAUUCAUGGCACUAUUACAUUUAUUUUGACACACAGACCUUCCAACUUAGAUUCAGGACAAGGAUUUGAUUUAACUCCAUUUUUGGAAUCUGAUGAUAAUGAUGGCACAGAUUCGGAUUCAGGAAAAAUUGAGAAUGAUGAAUUUUCAAAUGGACAGGUAUUUGAUUUAACUCCAUUUUUGGACUCUGAUGAUAACAUUGGUAAUGAUGAUAAUGAUGACACAGAUUCAGCAAUGAUUGAGAAUGGUGGAUUAUCAAAUGGACAAGGAUUUGAUUUAACUCCAUUUUUGGAAUCUGAUGAUAAUGAUGGCACAGAUUCGGAUUCAGGAAAAAUUGAGAAUGAUGAAUUUUCAAAUGGACAGGUAUUUGAUUUAACUCCAUUUUUGGACUCUGAUGAUAACAUUGGUAAUGAUGAUAAUGAUGACACAGAUUCAGCAAUGAUUGAGAAUGGUGGAUUAUCAAAUGUAUUUGAUUUAACUCCAUUUUUGGACUCUGAUGAUAACAUUGGUAAUGAUGAUAAUGAUGACACAGAUUCAGCAUGUUCAGCAAUGAUAGAGGAUGGUGGAUUAUCAAAUGAUAAUAGCAUUGAUGAGAAUAACGAUGAUGACAUGGAUGAUGAUGAUGAGGAUGAUAGUAAUACAUCUUCUUGUGUGCAGUCUUAUGUAGAUGAAAUUCCAGUUAACAGAGAAGCUUAUCAACUUUUUCCUGACAAAAUCAGAGGCGACCUUAUAAGUCCAUGUUUAUGUAAACAGCAGUGCAGUGAAGCACUUUUUCAAGAUGAAAAUAUCAUUUAUAGAGUCCAACAUAUAAGAUCUGAUUUACAAGGUUAUAGACAAGGUGAAAAACGAUCAACAAAGAUCCUUGAAUUAAUGAGGAAUACCAUGUAUAAAGAUAAAAAAAAGGAUAGGAAACACCAUUUCCAUGGAAAAAUAAUUUGUAUGAGGAAAUGGACUGAUCUGUUGGGUAUUAGUCUUGCCACUUACUACAGGAUAUUUAAACUUUUGAAGAAAGACAUAAUGGUGGUAGAGAAAGUGAGGAAAACCCAUUAUCAUAAUGUCAAAGGUCUUCACGCUGUAGCAUUUAUGGACAAUUUUAUAGAUGAGUAUGGAGAUCCAAGCCCUGAAAGAGAUGUAAUGCUAUUGCCAGAUUGCAUUAAUAUAAAGUAUAUGUAUGAUGAGUACAGAUCUAUACCUGGACUUUGCAUAAAAGAAAGACGUUUUUAUCAACUUUUUUCAGAAAAUUUUGAGAAAAUUGUUAGUUUUGUUAAGACAAAGAAUAUAAAUCCUUGUGACAUAUGCAUGAAGGUUAAAAUGGAGAUGCAUAAAUUAAAAGAUGCUGUUAAAAAAGAUCAGCUGAAAAAAGAUUUAAAAGUUCACCUUGAUAGACAAAGGAGUGAAAGAAGAGACUAUUACAAGAAGAAAGACGAAGCAUGUAUGAAGUCAAAGGAAGUGAUGAGUAUUAUCAUUGAUGGAAUGGAUCAGUCAAAGACUAACAUUCCACACUUUAAGGGAUGGACAAGACCAAAGUGUGGAGCUGCAGCUUUAAAAACCCACAUCACUGGAUGCUUAGUUCAUGGCAGUCAACUCUAUCUAUAUACAGAUUUACUACAAUGGCCACAUGAUCCUAACUUAACUAUUACCUGCCUUGUUAAUGCUAUAACCAGUAAUACAAAUGUGCUACCUCCAAAACUAUAUGUACAAUGUGACAAUUGUGGAAGAGAAAAUAAAAACAAGUAUGUGAUAGGAUUCCUUGGUUACCUUUGCUUAAGUGGAUAUGUCAAAGAGGCUUAUCUGUCCUUCCUUCUGAAGGGACAUACACAUGAGGACAUUGAUCAGCGAUUUUCAGUAAUUUCACACAGAUUACGACGGGUUAAUGCCAUGACACUUCCUCAGCUACAAAAGGAAAUAGAAUCAAGUUUUCAUGAUAAACCACACCAGGAAGUGUUAGCAUGUGUACGAGAUGUCAAAUCAUGGUUAGACAAUUCUCUUUGUGAGAUGUCAUUCCAUUCCUUCCAACAUCAGUUUUGGCUCUAUUGUGACCGUCCUAACCAUGUUACUUUGAAAUAUAGGAAGUUUUCAACUGAUUCUUGGUUGCCUGAGGCUGGACAAAACCAAAUAGAAUUGUUUGAUUUAGAUAUGACAGGAUAUAACACUAUUCCUCAGGGUAUACCUAAAAUAUGCAAACAGCACUACGAUGAUAGCAGGAUUGAAAUGGUCAGACAUAACGUCAUGAAAAUGAAGAAUUUUUUGAAUUUCCAAGAAUAUACAUGGUGGAUGGAAUUUCUUAACAAUCCAACUAAAUCCACUCCCAAAAUAACCAGAUGGCCAUUGACAAAUUUACUGAAAAUGCACAAGAUUAUAGAUAUACCAAUACAGCUGGUGCAAACAGACGAUCCUGAACCUUCAUGCAUUUCUGAAAUGCUAGAAAAUGAAGGCUUAAUAAGAGAAAUUAAGACAAAGGAAAAAAAAAGAAAGAGAAAGGAUUAAACUGAUGACGAAUUCUAUAUUCAUCUGUAACUUAUGCAGUAUUGCUGGUUUACAGAGAUGCUUAAAGUGACUAAAGCAGGAUUUCCCACUGAAAUCAGGAUUGAAGAUGAUGUACAGCUUUUAUAUGUUUUUCUUGGAAACAAUAGAGCUAAUAGAAAUGCAUGAUGCAUCCUUUUAUACUUAAGAAAAGAGGAACUGCAGUAUACCAGAUCAAAGAACAAAUGAAGGCAUUUAGAUUUAAGAGAUUAUCUUUUGAAUUAUGUAACUGUUGAAUUGUAUCAACAUGCUAUUAUUAUUGUUGUUGGCUUUUGGUCAUUAACAAGGAAUAAGGUUAAUAUUGGAUCGAAUAGAAUAUAGAUAUAAGGCUUGUGAUGUUGUUCAUACUGUUAGCGUUCAGCCAGUAUGGAGCAAUUGCACUCUGCAUUUGCAAGAAAUGAAUAUAGGCUUUUUUGUGAACCUUCAGAAUUUGUGGAUAAUCUUGUGCAACAUAAAUGUAAAAAUAUUCAUGCAUCAUGCAUCUUUAAUUUUCUUUUUCUUUGCAUAAUAUGUACCAUAAUGUAUAUAGAGAUAAUCUUUUUACCUAAUCAUUCUGCUCGGAUAUACAAGUUGUCAAAUUAUUGAAUUGAAUAAAAGACAAAUAUUGGUGUGUAACGAUCUUCAUACUGUUAGCGUUCAGCCAGGAUGAAGAGGUUAUGCUCCAAAUCGUCUCUUGUUGAUUAUUGAUUAACCCUUAAGGGUAAAGACCAAAUGUUUGGACAUUCAAAGAGUGUUUUGAAAACAAUAUCCACAUGAUUGUCUGAAGGUUUGCUAUGGUGUAGAAGCAUCUUGAAAACAUAUCUGCUUUUAUCCUUUUUCCUUUUUGGGGUGGGUAAGAAUAUAAUUCUUAAUAGGGAACUAUAAUUAAAUAGUUGGGAAAAAAGGAAAAAGGAUAUCGCAAUUCUAUCAUGAAUAAGCUAAUUCUUCAUUUAAACUUUGGUCAUGAUGGUGAACCCAGUGUGGUUACCAUUGCGCCCCAGGCCAAAGUUAAUUUAGCACUAAAAAGGAGUGAGUUUUUAUUAGAUGUUGUUAAUAAUUAUAUGCAAAUGCAAAAUGAAAAUGAUAUUGUAGAAAUAGAAAUUAUUUUAUCAGAGUAUAAUCACAAUUUUACAUUAGGCUUUUUAUUUAAACAAUUAUUAAAUGACAAUAAUGAAGUAAAAAGAUGUAGAGAGGGCAAAACAGGUCAUCUUGUUCCACUGAUUGAAAAGUUCAAACUUGAAACAGACUUUGUUAAACUGCUUCUGCCACGAAAAAUCAGAGCAAAAAAUGCUGUUGCCAUUCAUUCACUUUAUAUCAAACCAAUGUAUCGUUCUGUCAUUAAUGAGUUUUAUUUACUUAAUUUACAUGGAGUAAAUUCACAGGGACAUAUAAGUGCAGAAGAUUUUAUGAGGUUAUUGCACGAACUUAAAACCUGUCAUGCUCAUUAUUUGGUGCACAUUUUACCAGUUUGCAUUUGUUUGAGAUGCACUGAAUAUAGACAUGAAAGACUUAAUCAACUUUCAGAAUGUACCUAUGCAACACCUUACCAUGGUCCUAUUACAAAUAGCCCUUUCCGUAAUUUACCAGUAGGACAACAACAAUUAACAGGUGGCAGACCUGGAUAAUGUUAUUCUGUUAUUCCAUAGUAUUACAUCUUUCACAUUGUUAUUUGUUUAUUAUGCUAAUAAAUGAUUAGUACACAAUUGAA